GUGAGUGAGAAGGUCCACUUUGUUUUCAAUGUCAGUGCUCGGCCAAAUUCGUAGAACAAAAUUGAAGUGUUGAAAAAUUUGUUAAGUUCGGCCCAAAAAUGUGCAGUGCGUGCUGUAAGUCUUGCAAGGCUCCGCCAGGAUGUUCCCGCUGUCCACCGAUGUGCUGUAGUCCGGGCAUCAGCUAUUGCAUUUUCGAUCUGGAGAGCGCCGUUUUCGACACACGUCAUGUCUAUAGGAGGGCCCUGAUUGAGCUGGCCUCGAGUUACAACAGGAUGGUUCCCGAAGCGGUCCUGAUGCAAUGUGGUCCCAUGGAAACGGCUGAGAUGGCCGAGAUGGUCUGCCGGAAAUGCGAUCUGCCCGUGAGCUGGGAGUCCUUUCGCUUCCAGCUGAAUGAACGAACCUCCGACUUGAUUGCCAAUCCCACCCUGAUGCCCGGAGUAGAGCGGUUGGUCACCCACUUGGGCAGGUGCUGCAUGGGACUGGGCCUGGUCACCUCGUGCUCCGAGUCCAUGUACUGCACUAAGAUCCGGGAUAGGGAGGACUUCUUCGAGAGUUUCUCCUCGGUGAUCUGCGCCGAUGAUGCGGACUUGAAGGCCCCAAAGCCGGAGCCGGAUGUCUAUUUGAUUGCCAUGAGGCGGCUGGGAGACGCCGGACCAGACUGCACCCUGGUUUUCGAUGGCACUCCCAAGGGAGUCCAGGCCGCGACGGACGCCCGACUGCCGGUGGUAAUGUUGGCCGAAAAGGACCUUCCCUGCUGCUGGUCGGAGCUGGCCACUUUGCGUCUGGAAACCCUGGAGGAGUUCGACCCGGAGGAGUUCAAUAUGCCGCCGUACAGCUGCACGGAACCGCCUCCCCGGAAAUCCAAGCCUCCAAGUCGUCGUAGUACCCAAAAAUCCGCGGCAAGUCAGCGGGAUUCCGCUGCCCUGAAGAAAGCUGAUGCGGAUGCCGACGAGGGGGAGGAGGAGGAGGGCGAAGGCCAGGAGGUUGCAUAGUGCAAAUUGUUCCGGAUUUUAUUGUAUUGCAUCUUUGGGAAUAACUGGUUAAUAUGCGUAGAACAUACUGCCACAACUAGUAAAAGUGAUAAGUCAUAA
Messenger RNA from Drosophila erecta, 1091 nucleotides. RefSeq names its product probable pseudouridine-5'-phosphatase. Bases 99 to 992 code for a protein of 297 amino acids. Gene Ontology annotation, molecular function: phosphatase activity. The record is from RefSeq and is a predicted model, not a curated record. Lineage: Eukaryota; Metazoa; Arthropoda; Insecta; Diptera; Drosophilidae. The transcript is spliced from 2 exons.